Messenger RNA from Amoebophrya sp. A25, 4317 nucleotides. NCBI's taxonomy places the organism in Eukaryota, Dinophyceae, Syndiniales, Amoebophryaceae. The record is from the annotation of a GenBank genome assembly.
GACAAGUUUAAAUUAGAAACGUUUAUACGAACUGUGAAAGAGCAGAGAAUCAGUGACUUACUUCAGUAUCUGCGCAACGGAAAAAAUCGAUAACCCAUCAUAGAGCAAUAAAUAUGGCGGCAUGUCUUAGGAGUAGUAGCGUCCUCUCCCCUACUAGUGCUCACUUGAGCUUGACCGAUAGCUCCGCAAUCGUUUGCGGUUCGAUUAUCUGGCACUGUCGACGUCCUCCUUGAGAAAGAUGAACGACAUGAAGAAGGACAAGAUGUGGACCCUAGCAGUGAUCCUCUUUACCUGGUGUGGACGUGGACUUCCUCUAUUCGGAGUCGUACACGCUGCAUUCCAAUUUCCACCUCGCAGCAAGGACGGUGAGGGCACUCGGGGACGUGAGAAUGCUAUGUUCGACGACGAAAGGAGUCGAAGUCCCAGUCCGAUAGUCGUGGCCGGAUCAGCUCACGUCCUCGAUGCGGUUAAUUGUGCUGAUGGAUCUAGUACGGCUGGAGACAAGGAGUUCCUUACUUGGAACGGCGAGGAUGCUGGGGAAGGCGAUGGCUGGUGCAUGAGUGUAGAAGUCCAAGGAGGGGGUGUUGCUGGGUCAACAAGCAGUGGUGGACACGAAAUUAGUGGCGGAAUUGAUGCUGUCCAAGCGAAGGGAAGAAGUAAGGGCGAAGAACGGGGUGGCAGUGCGAGCUCCGGUGGAGGAGAUCAGGAGACUGCCACAUCUGCUCAUGGUAUUGCAAUCAACAUAGUGGACCUUGGCUCCGCACAAAAGGAAAGCAAAACCAGUGACAGCACUCCUACUAUACAAGACCAUCAAGGAAUAGACAGUGGGAAUUUCUUUUCCAAAAAACUUCCUCUAUUGAAUUUAAGUGCUGCUAUAGGAGGAGGGCAUGAGGCUCGUGGAUCUUUGCCUGACUCAGAUGGCCAAAGUAGUCUUCAAAAUUCCAGGAUUGACAUUCACGGACAUCCGACUCAGCAACACGCUCACUGUGAACUAGCACAACGACCACAGCAACAUCUUCUCCAACAUUCAUCUUCUUCACCUCGCUCACCUGCUUUAUCUUUUCGAACAAUAACAUCAACAGCUCCACCAAACUGCAGAAGUAGACAGCAUCCACUGAAGAUACCUAGUAAAUACAUUCGUCGGCUGCUUAUCAAAGGUCCUGAAAAAGCUGACUUUUCCUUGGUUUUCUUGCCGUGGCUUGGGGGCGGGGAGUUCUCGCCGCAGGAGAUGAAUACUUUCUAUCAACAGUUAGUUCAUGCAGUGGAAGAGCAAGUUAGAAUCGCGGUCACUGAAAGUUCAUCUCGCGGUGGGGGAACAGCUUCCCGUCCGACCCCUGGAGGCGACCAUCUCCAAGCCGGAAGAGGAGUCGGAGGUGGGGUAAAAAGGGGAGCAGCGCUUGCUUCUCCGAGACUGGAGCAAACAUGGCGUAAAAAGGUCCCUACGAUUCGUUUGGUCGUGCCGGUAGCUACAGGUGUAAGCUCAAAGACGUCUUCAUCGUUCUAUUCACGAUUGACAAGGAUGUUCGACUGGUCAGAUAUCUCUGCAUGCUGUGUUGGCCGUGACAGGGAAGAGGGCAGCGGCGAUGUUUAUGAAGGGUGGAUAUCAAGCAAGUACUAGCUAUUUGUAUUUUCUGGUCUAGUGAGAUUCAGUUUCUUUGGUAGAGAGAGGUAAAAAUUCGUCGAUCGACUCAAAGUUGAUCUUUUGACAAGACUAAAACUUACUAUUCCUUCUUCAUUCCUCUCGGACGCACCCGCAAGACGGCUCCUGGGAGACUUGCGGCACCAGGUCUGCAGGAGACUACACAGAUUGCAUGGAUAUUGAUAGUGACAGUCCUACAGAAGAUGGUGAUGGAAGUGAACCUCGUGCCUGGACUGACUGUGCAACUACUUCCACUGGGCGUGGUGAGUCUGUAAAUGUAGAAGUAGAGUUAAGGCUGAAUGCAUUACAUUUCCAUAGGUCAUUUCUCUCUGUCCAAGUCACGCGGUGGUGCACUUGUAGACAGUAGACAACAACAAAAAAAAAUCUUGGAUGCAGAAGAAAAUAGCGGAAGAAAUGAAUUGUUUGAGCUCUAAUAGAAGAUGACCCCUCUGAGAAGCCCUCCUGGUACCGCUACAUAGACUAUGACACCCGUUUCUGCGACGAACGGGAAAUCGAGUUUUGUGAUGUAGAGGGUUCUAGCGCGGCGGUUUGGAGUAUAAUAGACCACGAAGCUGAAAAACACAUCAAAAGCAGGGCGUCGACUGGUACAGCAUUGCAGCGAUCGUCUGCAAGGGUGAAUACUGGGGCGUCAGCUUCUUCUAGUCACGACAGGAGUGAUCUUAGUCCUGGUUCGGUUGAAGCACAACCCCAGAAAAUGGCGCGGUCACGUGCUUCGUCGUCGGGCGAGGAUGGUACGAUACCUAGUGCGGCGCCAUCGGCAGCAACUACACCUUUGCUGCAGGCUCAACCUGCGCCAGUCGACAUACAUCCUAGUAGUAUCAGAGCGCUAGAUGAUGACGACGACGUGGAGAUGCUGGUGGAUUCAACCGAGGAUCCAGCAUUACAUCAAAUUCAAACGAAUGCUCCAGUUGUACGUCCUACGAGCCCUCCAAUCACUCCAGGCAGUUCCUUUCUACAGCAGAGUUCUCCUGGGCUAGAAAUCUCUAGUGCUUCUUUACUUAUGGCCAUUCCCCUAGUCCAUCUUCGGACGACGCAUGUUAGAGACGUUUUCAAGGGGAAAAAAGUUUCGGGAUGGAUUUCUUGUUCGAGAUGGAUUAUUAUAUUUAGGGCGCGGUCUAAUUUACAGAGUGACCAGGGAAGAAAUCCAGACCAGUUGCCCUAUUCUCGCAUUUUCCUAGCUGGUAUCUCGCAGGGUGGCGUGCUCGCCCAGCAUGUCGCUUUUGCGAAGCAGGUGCACUUGUUGAACACCUGUCCGGAGGUAACAAAAGCAAGUCGGGGACAAUUAUGGCUACGAGUGAAGCAUCCUCAAUAUCAUCCUUCUUCCCUUCUGUACUUGAAAAAGAAGCCAAGGAUGCUCUCAGGGAUGCCACCGCGGUAGCUCGAAGGCAAGGGGGCGGAGUAGAUACAGCGCAGCUUGCACAUGACCACGACGAACAUCACAGUAGUUUCCUCCGACUGGGAGGCGAAGGAGCAUCUUCAAGUCAUGGCAAUCCCUUGUUUUAUCAUGAUGAACACAACAUGAUCCACGCUCCCGGUCCUGAUCCGCCUAGUUUAGAAACCCUACCACGAUUUGGAGGCCUUCUGUCGUACCACAGUAUGAUGCACAGAAAUACGCUGGACCACUAUGCAUCUCUGGUAGCGAGAAAUGAAGCACCGAGUGGAACUUUGCCUGGUGCUAAUACGGAUGUGAGGUACAGGGGAUUCCAAUACUUAACUCGUACUGAGAUCGUCAUGUUGUUGACUGUCUUGGGUAGUGUACUUCUGAUUCAUGCUAUAUCAAUGCAUUAGAAGCAAUUUCCAUUAUGGAUGAUAAAGGCGUUGCACAGGGCUCCGGCCUGCCUUCGAAGGUGAGACCUCUGGGGCUGACAGGACCACGACAGCACCGGCGCUUAUUUAUUAGUAGAUAAGUCCUUGCCUGACUUUUCUUUUUUCGGUUUUUGUUUUUUCUAGUUAGGUAUGCUCCACCAACAUUAUGGAUGAUAGAAAGCGUCGAUCGCAAUCUUUAUUUCUAGCACGAUCAUUCUUCAGUCAUCGAUAGACAAACGCAUUCUCAACCACAACUCCAGGCUCACCCCCGCUUGCGUCGUUGUGUCUGAAACCGACCAGACCUUCCCUGCAUCGCAUGUGAUCUUGAGAACUCAGGGUGCUUACGAUGGCUUAGGCAUGAAACGAUGGGAGGUCGUUCAACAGAAGCGGAAGGGCCAUGCCGAAGGUGGCGUAGAAUUCAUAAACAAGAAAGUAGCGCAAUGGAUUGCUGCAAGGGUGGUCGCAUCUUCUAGCGGAAAUAGGGGUGGAAGCAGUCGGCAAUGAGUGCAGUGUGAGGGUGUACAAAAAUAUGACUCUUUCUUUUUUUGAGAACACAGCGCAGUUCUAAAGCCACCCACUUUGUUGGUAAAUCCACUCUAUAAGAUAUGGAUUUCAUGUGUGAAAGUGUAUAAAACUAGCGACUCGUCUUCUACUUCGAGUAGAGGACGGCUGGCUUCAUAAUACUUAAAUUCCCCAUACCCACUGAAGGCUUAUCCCAAAAGCUGACUUGAUGUAUUUUCUCAACAUACGCAUACUCAUUGGAUACAAUCUCACAGUGAUUACGCGACUUCGUUCUUUUGUCGCAUCAGACAGAUUAAACCUGAAAGUAAGUUGUCAAUGAACUUUUUUAC